Molecule: messenger RNA, 3996 nt
Organism: Colius striatus (speckled mousebird)
Lineage: Eukaryota; Metazoa; Chordata; Aves; Coliiformes; Coliidae
Gene: TMEM106A
Product: transmembrane protein 106A
Exons: 8
Coding region: 1739-2521 (260 amino acids)
Source: RefSeq, a predicted model, not a curated record
UGGCUCCGGGGAGGGGGCCCGGCAGUGCCCGUCCCGGGGAGGCGGCUGACGGGAGGCUGGCUGGGGUUGAGAAGGGAAAUGGCCAGAGAUGCGCUCAGUCAACGGGCAGGGUCCAAGUGGGGCUACAGGAGUUGGCGGUGGGCCAGGGCUGGUCACUGUGCCUGGGGUGGCACCGUAAAAGCCAGUGGAAGUAAGCUCUCCAAGACUCGGUUUGGAGUUUUAGAAAGCAGGCACUUUAUCCAAAGCUUUGGCAAUGGAGACACACGGGGGUAGUUCCUCUGAAGUGUGUCUUAUCACACUAAGACAGCUAUGUAAAGUGGUUUACGUAGUUGUCAUGUUCUUCGGGAAGUAACACAGGUAAUUAGCUACAUACUCCUCAUCCCCUUGCACGUGCUCCACAAUUUGAGUCGGAAGUCUUUUUGGAGUCUCUUGGUGGUCGUUUGGAAGUGUCCACUGUUUAACCCUGAAGUAGUUGAUCUAUAUGGUUCACCUUAAAAGGAGUUGUUUUUCACCAAGACUUUGCUAGUUGCAGAUGUACCUUUUUUCUGAGUUAUCUGUUACCUCCUCCCCUUAUCUUCGCUUCCUUCUAUCUUCAGGGUUAGCACGUGAGUACUUAUUUAUGUCUUCCUACUGACUGCAGUGUUUCCAAUGUGUACACAUCUGCAUGCUAGAUAAGUGUCUUGCCUCAAUUCCCCUUAACUCAAAGGGCUACAUGACAGUCCUCACUGUUUAAUUCUUGUCUUGGCGUGGCCACUGUUCCUGGGGUCCUCGAUAGUGGGUGCUGGUCCUUCUUGAACCCAGUGUUAGUGACUGCUUUGGUGUUCUGCUUCCCCUUGCAAAGCUUAGAGGUCUCCAUGGCAAUACUGAGGAGGUGGAAGGGAGGGGCUGUGUCACUGUAAUCGGGAAUAAACUCCUUUGUGCUGCUGUAGCAUUAAGAAGCAGGCAGGGUUAUGGUGACCCUGAAAACAGCUCAAGGCCACUACAUGAAGGAGUGAAACUUAUGUUUUCACUUGGUCUCUGAUACCCACUAAGUUUUGUGGUUGGUCGUUCCAGUUUUGUGGCAGAGCUGCCACUCCCCCCUGCUUGUUCCUGAAAAGCUGGUAAACAUUAACUGAGAGUGAAGAUAAAGCUGAAGCUUUGCUGCCUGGGGCCCUCAAGAGACUGAAGAGAUGGGGACUUGUGGUAGAAUACAGUGAGGCUCUUCUGCUAGAAAAGCCCAGAUCCUUGGGGCAUCAUUGUCCUUCCCUUCACCUCUGCGUGCUGCAAGAGGCUGAGGAACACUGAAUUACCUUGAGCCUCCAAGCAAUGUCUUGCAGAUUGUCAUAGUCUGGGGUAAUGGGCUGCCAAAGGGUCCAUCUGCAGCCCCUCAGGGUUAGAUGACCAGUGCCUAUGCACAUUAAAUGAGAUCCUGGUUCUUCCUGGGUCAGCCAGGAAAACAGCAGCUACCCCUGGAAUUGCCCCAUCUCCUUCCACCGUGGCCCAGGUCUGUGGGCUGUGGAAUGAGCCCUGGGCUCUGCAACUCUGUUGUGGUGGUUCUCUGCUGUCAGAGGUUGAUUUUCAUCCCCAGUAGAGCCCUGAGGGGUUAUUCAUAUAAAGCCUCUGGAUCAUCUGGGCAAAUGUAGAUGCUACUGUUUAUCAAAGCUGAACGUCCUGUCUCUCUCUGAGCUGCUGAAGCAAGAGUGCCCAGAGGAAAGACCGGCACAGUUUUGCACUGGACAACGAGUGAGAAAUCUUAACUAUGGGUGGAAACCUUUCACUGUUCUCAAAAACACCUGACCAAAAGGAGAUCUUGCCCAGGAAACGGAAUGCUCAAAAUGCUGUCACCAAUUAUGCUAGUGUUGCCAGCUGUGCGGAGUCCCGUGUGCCCUGUGUGUGCGUUGCACGUCGAAGCUAUGUCAACUGUCCAACGUGUUGGGGAACAGGAAAGAUCCCUAGGGAGCAAGAGAAGCAGCUGGUGGCUCUGAUUCCAUAUGGUGACCAGAGGCUGAAGCCUAGACGAACGAAAUUGUAUGUGUUUCUUGCUGUGACAAUAUGCCUGCUGACAACAUCCCUUGGUACUUUCUUCCUGUUUCCUCGCUCCAUUAUUGUGCUGCCUGCAGGGCUGAAUUCCUCCUCUGCUGCCUUUGAUGCCACAGCCACCAGUAUAUACCUUAACAUGACGAAUGUGUUGAACAUAACUAAUAAGAACUUCUACGUGGUCACUGUUGAGAAGCUAGACGCAAAGGUUUUGCACCAGUCUCUAGUAGUAGGGAAGACCACCAUGAAAAGCCUACUGAAUAUCAGUCCUUUGCAAGCUGCCCAGACCUAUUAUACAGUGCCCAGCAAGAUAUUGGAUGAGAACACCUAUAACAUUUGCACCUGGAAAAAAGUUAGAGUUCACAAUGUUCUCCUGCAUAUACAGGGUACCCUGACCUGCACAUACCUAUCUUAUUCAGAGCAGCUGGCUUUUGAAGACUACCAGUACGUGGACUGCCGGGGGAAUGCCACACGGCCUCACCUAUUGCAGCACUUCUUGCCGUGACAGGGCCAUGCUGGCAGAACUUUUGGGUACAGCAUGUUCCACCACUAAUGCAGGUCAUAAGGAGACAAACUUCUGGAUCUUCUCAGUCUAUGCCUUAGACCAAAGGCUCAGUGUUUCCUGGGUAAGACUUUUAUCUCUCAUGCAAAGAUGGUAACAUACUUGUCUUUAUGGACUCUGCUGCCCUCAGACUGUAGCUUCUUUUCUUCAGUGCCUUAUCACAGCUGGCACUUCAGCAGAGUGAACAGUGUAUGAGGCGUCUCUGUGUAGCUGAUGGGAGUGGGCAACACUCCUGCUGCUUUGGAGGUAGUGCCCUGUUAAAUCAGGCUAAUUCUAGUUGAUUUCUCCUUGCCUAACUUUGCACUUCUGUCUUGAAUUUAAGUAUUUCAUAACUUUAAAAAGCAGGACUUUUUGGCUGGAUUGCAUCUGCAUCACCAGAAUCUAAUGACACUUGCACAACUAAAGUAAGAAGCAGGACUGAUGUCUUAAGUAAAAUGGGUGCAUGUUGUGCCAAAACACCUUGUGAGAAUGACUCUUGGGAGACUGCUGUUUUAAAGUGUUCAGUAUAGCAGGUGAGAAUAUGCGGUUUUGUUUAGAUAUACUUUUAAAACAAGCUCAUCCACUACCUUUUCCUUAACAGCAUAUUUCUCAGCAAGAAGAAAGUCUGUUUUGUGUGUAGUGAGGCAAAAAGGUGACUGCUCUUCUGCCAAUGGUAUUUGGUUGCCAGCAUGUGCUGUUUGUUGUAUUGUUUUCUUACAUGCUUUGGCAUUUAGUGCUUUCAACUUAAACAAGCAUGAGAGACUGCGAAGAGCUUAGUUUGCACAAACAUCAGGAAACAUGUUUUGGGGGAUGUGAUUUUUAUUUGUUGUGUGUGUUUUUUUGUUGUGUUUUUGUUUGUCUAAAACCAACAGAUUUUACAGGAGGAGCAACUCUCGCAGCCUUCUCUCUUACAAGAGCUGACAGUUGUGUUCCUCCUAGUGAUAGAAACAUUAAACUUGACGAAUAAAAGUUGCUAGUUUAGCUGCUGCCUGAUGUGUUUUAGAUGGUAAAAUAAGAACCUGUUUGUUGCUGCACUAAAAUUGUUAUUCAUCAGUUCAGUAUUUUUAUGCAUCUGUCCCACCAAAGCAUGGAAUCAAAAACAUCAGAAAUGGUUGAAGACUAUUGAAAGUCUUUGAUCCUGUCUGCAAAAUACGUUUGCUUAACCAGUACCUCUCACAGAGCUGUUGCAGUGUUACUCCUCACUGUAUCAUUCACUGACAUCAUACUGAAAUGGUAACUCAUCAACUUCCUCCCUGAAGCUCCAUGUCCUGUGCUGAAAUCCUCCCUGCUCAUCAUCUCUCUCCAGUGCUUUUUGUAUUUGCCAAAUUGUUGAUUCCACUGUGCAUUUUACUCCCCUGCUGUUGAGUUUCCAGCUGUGUGUUUUAUGCUGCUCUUAUCCGCUGUACCGUUAUAAUCUGUUCACAAAUAAAGGGCCUUGU